This is a messenger RNA of Periophthalmus magnuspinnatus, 8986 nucleotides long. RefSeq names its product von Willebrand factor (gene vwf). Gene Ontology annotation, molecular function: protein binding. Bases 1 to 8523 code for a protein of 2840 amino acids. Lineage: Eukaryota; Metazoa; Chordata; Actinopteri; Gobiiformes; Gobiidae. Gene Ontology annotation, biological process: blood coagulation; cell-substrate adhesion. The transcript has 53 exons. Gene Ontology annotation, cellular component: extracellular matrix. The record is from RefSeq and is a predicted model, not a curated record.
AUGGAGGUUCAUUGGAGAUAUUUGCUACAUGUCUGCAUUCUUAUCCAUCUGACAGCUUGGGUGACAGGUGCAAAAGGCAGGUGCAGUCUGUUUGGUCGGCAGCACAUCCACACGUUUGAUGGCGUUUUAUACGACUUUCCUGGAGACUGUAGUUACCUGUUGGCUGGAGACUGCACUCAACGCUCCUUCACACUGUUAGGUGAUUUUGUGAAUGGCAAACGUGUUGGCAUCACUCUGUUUCUUGGGGAGGCCUUCGAGCUGCACAUGUCUGUGGAUGGAAUUCUCUCACAGGGAGAAAAAAUCCUGUCAGUGCCGUAUGCGUCUCACUCUCUGUUUGUGGGCACCGAGCUGGGCUUCUACAAACUUUGGAGUGAAGAGUUUGGCUUUUCCGUGACUAUCGAUAAUGCCGCUAAUGUCGCAGUGACCCUGAGCGAGCAGCAUGUUAACCGUACCUGUGGUCUGUGUGGGAACUACAACGCCAUCACCGCAGACGAAUACACCGCUCAAGAAGGGUUUGUCACAGAGGACAGCUAUGAUUUUGCAAACUCAUGGGCAGCGAAGGGGGUGGGGCAGACAUGUCAGAGGGUCACCCCACCCACUCAGACCUGUAACAGCACCCAAAGGACCACGGAGAUCCUGUCCGGCUGCAGUGUGCUGGGGCAGUCGUCUGUGUUCCUCCACUGCGCUCAUGUGGUUCCUCCUGAGGGCUUUGUGGCUCUGUGUCAGCAGGAGGCCUGUCACUGUGAGGGGGCUCCAGAGGACUGCUCCUGCCCUGUCCUGCUCGAGUACGCGCGGACCUGCCACGCUCAUGGGGUAAUCCUGACCGGGUGGACUGCACAGAGCCAGUGCGUGCCCAAGUGUCCCAUUGGGAUGCAGUACAGUGAAUGCACCAAGUCCUGCUCCACCACCUGUCACAGUCUGAACAUCCAGGAGGUCUGCACAGAGGAGUGCUCCGAUGGCUGCACAUGUCCAGUGGGUAAAGUGUUGGAUGGGAAGCGCUGUGUGGAGGUGUCUCUGUGCUCCUGUGUGCACAUGGGUCGACACUUCCCUCCUGGAUCCACCAUCUCUCAAGACUGUAACACCUGUGUAUGUCGUCAUGGUUCCUGGGAGUGCACUAACGAAGGCUGUCCGGGGGAGUGUUUGGUCUUAGGCCAGUCUCACUUCAAAACGUUUGACGAUAAGUUCUUCACCUUUACCGGGCAGUGUCAUUUUCUCCUGGCCAAGGACUGUGCUGAGAAUGAAUUUUCAGUUAUUAUUGAGAACGUGCAGUGUGCUGAUGACCAGGAUGCUGUGUGCACACGUUCAGUGACACUCAGCCUGCCCUCUCUGGAGAAUAUGACCAUAAAGCUCAAACAUGGGGGAUUGGUCUCUGUUAACAGUAUGGACAUCCAGACCCCUAUGCAUCAUGGUCAUCUGCACAUCCAGAGGUUGGUCCAGUCAGCGGUGCAUGUCAGAUUCAGAGAGGAUUUUCAGAUGGAGUGGGAUGGGCGCGGUCGUCUUCGCUUAAAGCUGGGUCCGCGGUGGCAGGGGCACACUUGUGGCCUGUGUGGAAAUUACAAUGGUAACCAGGGUGAUGACUUCCUGUCCGGAUCUGGUCUGGUGGAAGGAGGGGCUCAGGCAUUUGGUCAGUCCUGGAGGAUCAAUGGAGACUGUGAGGCCAUCCACAGACAGGAGGGUGACCCGUGCUCCUCCAAUCCCAAGAGAGUGCGUUUUGCAGAGGAGGCGUGCUCAGUGAUUAUGUCAGAGGUCUUCUCUCCCUGCCACUUUCUGGUGAAUCCGGCUCCGUUUCAGCGCUUCUGUCGGUACGAUGUGUGCGCCUGCACUGAUGGAGAGGAGUGUUUCUGCUCUGCCCUGGCAGCCUAUGCCUCAACUUGCUCCGCCCGGGGAGUGCUGCUCAACUGGAGGUCCCCCUCACUAUGUGCCAUGCAGUGCUCUGGGGGUCAGUUGUAUGAGGCAUGUGGGAGGACGUGUGAGCGCACCUGCAGGUCUCUCUCGGGGGGAGAGUAUGGCUGUGGGGCGGAGUCAGUGUGUGAGGAGGGCUGCUUCUGCCCCCCGGGGAAGUACCUGACUGAGUCUGGACAGUGUGUGACCUCUGACCUCUGCCCCUGUCUGCACGAUGGACAGCUCUAUCAGCCCCAAGAUGUUUAUGCUGACCACCACGUCAUCUGUCACUGUGAGAAUGGAGCCAUGCACUGCAGUUCCACUGAGGAGGGGGCCAUGCUGUCAGACAUGUUUUUUGAUGAUGAUUUGGCCCCAUCCAGAGAGCGGCGAUCAGCCCAGUGUGCGCCCCCCCUGGUCAGAGCAGACUGUGGGGCUAGUGGAGGUACAGGUCUAGAAUGUGCCAGGACCUGUCAGAACAUGAAUCUCCCCUGUGUCAGCACGGCUUGUAUCCCUGGCUGUCUCUGUCCACUCGGCACUGUGCGCCAUCGAAGAGACUGCAUUGCACCAGAGGAAUGUCCCUGUUACCAUAACAACAGGCCUUAUGCAUCCGGACAGACCAUAACUAUGGAGUGCAACACCUGUGUAUGUCAGAAGGCAAAGUGGCAGUGCACAGACAAAGUGUGUGAUGGAGUGUGCCACACAGUUGGGGAGGGCCACUACAUCACCUUUGAUGGGCUCAAAUACUCCUUCCCCGGGUUCUGUCAGUAUGUGCUCGUACAGGACAUGUGCGGAGGUGAGGAGGGCUCCUUUAGAGUGCUGGUGGAGAAUGAAGCCUGUGGAAUAGUGGGACAUCGCUGUGCAAAAGCCAUAACCAUCUAUUUCCAGGGAGGAGUCAUCGUCAUGCAGAAUGGGGAGGUGAAAAUGAAGAAGCCAGUACUGCUCGACUCCCAGGUUCAGGUAGUUCGGUCGGGUCACUCCUACACUGUGCUCCUGGGAAAGCACAUCUUUCUCAGUUGGGACAGAGGAACUCACCUGCGCGUCCAUGUCUCCGCUGUGUACAGGGGAAAAGUGUGUGGCCUGUGUGGAAACUAUGAUGGAUACGUGAACAAUGACCUGAUGAGCAGUAACAAGCAGCUGGAGGUAGACGCACCGCACUUUGGCAACUCCUGGAAAGUGGUGCCCAGCUGUGCCGAUGUAACUCAGGUACCUGUCCCCUGCAAUGACAACAUGGUCAAGCUGGUCACAGUGGAACAGUCCUGCCGUGUCCUUACUGGCCCCAUCUUUAAAGAAUGCAAUAGUCAGAUUGAUGCAGAGCCCUAUGUGGAUAUGUGCAUAGAAGCGGCGUGCUCAUGUCCCUCUGUGGGAGACUGUGCUUGUUUCUGUGACGUGGUGGCAGCCUAUGCUCUGGCCUGCUCAGAACAAGGCCUGUCUGUCAGCUGGAGAUCCAAUCAGCUGUGUCCUUUGAGCUGUGAGGACCUGAACCCCAAGAGCGCUGACACAGGGGAGGAGUUAUGUCAGUGGAGGUACAAUGCCUGUGGUCCUGCCUGUCCGAUCAGCUGCCAGCAUCCAGAGCCCCUGCACUGCUCCCUCACCUGUGUGGAAGGAUGCCAUGUCCACUGUCCUCCAGGCCAGUUGUUGGAUGAAGUGCUGCUGCGCUGUGUGGAGCCCUCUCAAUGUCAGGUGUGUGUCCAUGACGGUCAAACUAUCUCCCAUGGGACCAAAAUACUCCUCAACCAGGAAGACCCAGACAAGUGCAAGAUAUGUGAUUGUGAAUCCAACACCCUGCACUGUGAGGACUGUGCCUCCUCCGUCUCUCUUACCACCCCUGCCCCCACGCACCCUUGGGUGACACAGAGCACCCUGCUCUACAGUACACUGAUGCCUGAAGGGAACUGUGACAGGGCCAUGGACCUGGCCUUCCUGCUGGACGGGUCAGAGGCCCUGAGUGAGGAGGAGUUCCAGGUGACCAAAGACUUCAUCCUGGGAGUGGUGGAACGCUUCCGGAUGGGCUCAGCGCACACCCGAGCUACUGUGCUGCUCUACCACUCUGGAGUCAAAACAUAUGACCUGCAGGUUCAGAAGUGGCUGUUUAAGAAGACCGUCCGUGAGCUCCACUACACCGGAGGAGACGCAGCGUUCCUGGACGAGGCCAUCAAGUACCUGGCCAUCAACAUCUACGACAAGAACAAGCGCGAGCAUGCGGGUCGCGUCGCCAUCAUCCUGACAGCCAGUGAGAACCCCCGAUCCAUGCGCGCCAUUCUCAAGUUGCUCCGCCGCAAAUCCAUCACCACUCUAACUGUGGCAUUGGGCCCUGGUGUGGAUAUGGCACAGAUCAACGAAAUCACCAAAGUCAGUCCAGAUAAUAGAGCCUAUAUUCUCAGCAGCACAGGGGAACUCAAUGACCGACUGUUAGAAGUUACCGAUUACCUUUGCACUCUAGGACUUGAACCUGAAGUAGACAAACCAAAAACUACUCUUACUACUACUACUACUACUACUACUACUUCUGCCACUACUACUACUACUGCUACUCCAAAUCUCCCCAAAAGUUCCACCAAACCAGCUGCUUUCUCCCCAACCACCUCUCCCCUCUCUCCUCUCCCUCCAACCAAAGAUCUCACAUUCAUCGUAGAAGGCUCAGAUGCAGUAGGUGAAGCAAACUUCAACAAAUCGCUAACAUUUCUCGAAGAAGUGAUCACUCAGCUCACACAGGAGAAAGAAGAGGUCAUCCGCAUUACCGUAAUCCAAUAUUCAGUGACAGUGACUAUUGAAAUUAGUCACUGGGAGAUCAGAUGGCAUAAGCAAAGACUUGUAGAGAGGUUGAGGGAGAUUCGCUGGAGAGGGGGAAAUAAGACCAACACAGGGGCUGCAGUUACAACAGUUUUACAGCAGAUGGCGACAGCUCCUCCAACUGGACCCACAUCUCCUCCGCAACUGGUGUUUCUAGUUACGGAAAACCCCCCGACUGACAUUAUACCUCGCCCGACCCACAAUACACAAACGCAUUUCUACCCUAUAGGAGUUGGGCCAAAAGUCAAGGAAAUGGACUUGUUCCCUCUCAGCUCUCCACAGCGCCCCCUGAUGGUAGAGCACUAUUUUAACCUCACAAACAUAGUCCAUCACGUGAUCAAUAUUACAAAGACUACAAUCUUGCCACGCUCUCCGACCCUCCCUCCUCUGGUUCUGCCCACGCUGCCCCCUUCAGUGCCAUGUGACAAGCCCAUGGACAUUCUGUUCUUGUUAAAGGCAGGGGAGCAGUUAACAGAUGCGAAAACCUUUGUCAAAACCUUCAUCAUGAAUGCUAAAAUAGGACCAAAGGACACACAAAUUGGUGUAAUACAGUACGGUGAGAAAAACACAGCAGAAAUAACCUGGAAACAGGAGCAGAGCAGAGAGGAGCUCCUAAGCCUGGUGGACAGAGUUCCCAGCAGGACCCCCGCACCUCCACAACUCGGUGCAGCUUUGCGGUUUGCCAUACAGACCUCCCUCUCCCCAGCCAGCGGAGGCAGAGCUGGGGCGGCUAAGAUUGUUGUCAUGGUGAUCCUAGACAAAUCCACUGAUGACGUCAAAGAAGCGGCUAACGAAGCUCUCGCUGCUGGUGUGUCUAUGUUUCCUAUUGGGGUGGGGCCAGGAUAUGACAGGGCGGAGCUCAGCAUGCUGGGUCACCAUGGUACCCAGGACAACAGCCUCCACCUGAGCAGCAUGGACCAGCUGCUGUUGCUGCUGACGCUGGAUCAUGGCUACACAGAGAGGAUGUGCAGAGCUGGUCCACCAGGAAUGUGUGUAGAUGAUAAUGGAACUGAAAGAAAGCCUGGAGAGUUGUGGCUGCUGGAGGAUGGCUGCCAUUCACUCCUGUGUCACCCCAGUGGAGCAGUCACCGUGCAGAGCCACAAAGUCAGCUGUGACAGCAUGGAGCCCCCGGCCUGUACCAACAACAUGCCUGCAGUCAGGGUCCAGGAGACAUGCAACUGCCACUGGGAAUGCCCAUGCAUGUGCAUGGGCAGCUCGACCAACCACGUGGUGAGGUUUGAUGGCCUGGCUCUUCGGUUGGACAGUGAGGGCCUUUGCUCCUACACCCUCCUAACCGUGAAAAAGAGUCUGGGUGAUUCGUCUGAGGUGAAACUACAUAACGGACCCUGCAGCCACCCCUCUGAGUACAAUCAAGUCUGCAUGAAAGCCAUAGAAGUCAUCCAUGGACCUCACACCAUCAUACUGAAAGAUGAUAUGACGGCUCUGAUGGGGCGUGAGGAGCUGGCUCUGCCUUGGAGACAUGCUGGGCUGGAGCUGGUGCGCUAUGGGGGCAUCAUGCUGCAGCUGAAGUCAGACCACGGCUACACUCUGACCUUUACUCCUCACAGCAACGAGUUCACCAUCACUAUGCUUAGCUCCAGUGCAGCCGGGCCCACCAAUGGACUCUGCGGGGCUUGUGGAGAGGAGCAAGCCAACCACCUCCACCUGCGUAACGGCAGCCUGACCUCAGACCACUCGGCCUUCAUGUGGGACUGGAGCAGCUCUGGAGGUGUGGAGGGCGAUGAGGGUGUCUGCGUGCCCAGGAAGAGGCUCCUGUGUGGCCUGGGAGUCUCAAUGGGCUGUCAAGCUCUCCGCUCUGAGGUGUUUGCUCCGUGUCACAGCGUGGUCCCAGUGCAGCUGUUCCUGUCCCGCUGUGAGGAGCAGGUGUGUGAGCAGUCGGACGUGUGUGAGGUGCUGACAGCCUACGCUCAGAUGUGCAGGCAGAAUGGGGCCUGUGUGCACUGGAGGGGCCCCCACCUGUGCCCGUUCCAGUGCCCCAGUCCGAUGGAGUACCACGCGUGUCGGAGCGGCUGUGUGGAGGACUGCAGAAGUAUACAGACUCUGGCAGAGGAGAGGAACUCGACCUCCUGUGUGGACACCCCCACUGAAGGUUGCUACUGUGCAGAGGGCAUGGUCCUCCACCAGGGUGUGUGUGUGUCACCAGACAGCUGUACCCAGUGUGUGGACCAGCAGGGGCACACACAUGCAUACAUGCAGUCUUGGGUCCCAGAGGAGAAUCCCUGCCUGAUCUGUUUGUGUUUAGACCAGCAGCGUAUCAACUGCACCGCCCGGCCCUGCAAUGACAUCAAAGCUCCUGUGUGUGGCCCAUGUGAGAUUCUGAGAGAGAAGAGGGAGUCCAAGUGUUGUCCAGAGUAUGAGUGUGUUUGUGAUCUAACAAAUUGCUCGGCGCCUGAAGUGCCUCAAUGUGAAGACGGUCAAAUCUUAGUUUUGAAAAACCCCGGAGAAUGUCAACCUGUGCAUGAAUGUGUCUGUAAAAAGGAGCAGUGUGAUCUCCAGCCUCCUCCCACUUGUCCACCAUACCGACAGCUGUCAGUCAAAAAAACCACAUGCUGUGAUGCGUUCGAGUGUAAAUGUAAGUGUCAGAACUCCACGCGAUCCUGUCCCACUGGCUUUAUCACGUCUACCUCCACCAAUGACUGCGGCUGCACUGUCACCACCUGUGAGCCAGACAAGGUGUGUGUAGUAGGUGCCCAGACUCACCCGGUGGGCAGUGAGUGGGAGGAUGGCUGUACCAAGUGUGUGUGCACACAGCAGCAGGAUGCCCACAGCUCCUUGUACGUGCCCCACUGUAGCCCGCGCACCUGUGACACCUCCUGCCCUCUGGGCUCCACAUAUGCUCCAUCAGACAGUGAGUGCUGUGGAAAGUGUGUAACAUCGAGCUGUGUGGUUUCACAUGGAGAGAUGAGAGGAGACACGCUGAUAGGAGCUCAAAUACGCUACGUGGGCGAGGUGUGGCCUUCUCCUCUGGACCAGUGUGUCCUACAGGAGUGUGUGAAGGUCCACGAGCAGGUCUUUGUCACUGAGAAGAACGUCAGCUGCUCUGCCAUGGACACUCCCUUCUGCCCCCUGGGGUCCGAGUUGCACUGUGCCAAGGAAGGAUGCUGCCCCUUCUGUCACUGUGUGCCUGUGGAGGCCUGUCUCUUCAAUAACACAUUGAUUGGACCUGGAGAGCACCUGAUGGUGGACCCGUGCACACACUGUGAAUGUCAGGUGGAGACAGAGGCAGUGAGGAAGUUCAAACUGUCGUGUAAAAGAACCAGUUGCCCCGAGUGUCCCAUGGGGUAUAGUUUGCAGAAGGAGGAGGGGGCGUGCUGUGGUCACUGUGUCGCCACCACCUGUUUUAUACAGAAGACUGAUGGAACUCUGAGCAGUCUGCCGGUGAACUCCACCAGAGAGGAGGGCUGUAACCUGUACUCAUGCAGCCUGAGCCCUCAAGGAGAUCUGGUUGCUCAGGUCAAAGUGACCACCUGCCCUGCUUUUGACUCACAGGCCUGUCACGAUCACGGGGGUACGGUCAGUCCUCUUGGAGACAGCUGCUGUGAGACAUGUGUGGAGCCAGAGUGCCAGAAGACCAAAGGAACCCUGAACUACAUCAGAGUGGAUGACUGUCAGUCAGAGCAACAGGUGGAGCUGCACUAUUGUGAGGGUAAAUGCCGGAGCCGCUCCCUCUACUCUCUGGAGCGUGGUGCAGUGGAGAAGGAGUGUGUGUGCUGCUCUGCUCUGGACACACAGGCUCUGAGCGUGCCUGUGGUGUGUGAUAAUGGGACCCGCAGCCUCCAAACUGUCCUGUCUGUGACCAAGUGCGACUGCGUGUCCAGGCACUGUGACUGAAGAUACUACACAAUGCUACAUAUUGUUAGCCACAUCACAUAUUUGCCUAAUUUUAGUGUUUAGUGGAACUAAACAUGAAAUCCACUUUUUUUCCACAGCUCAACUAUGUAUACGGUGUUUUAUAGCAUUAUCUAUUAAACCGCCUAACUCAAGAAUAUGAGCAGAGUCUGGAAAGUAGACUGAGAACUCAGUUUGGCCAAAAAAAUAUAUGAUUAUGCGAUGAGGCCCUCCAUAUACAAACAUUAUACAGCUCAUCAUAUACAGGAAUGAGCAGGGCCAUUUCCAUUUUGGUGGGGACUGUAUGCAAUGUGCUUGUUGAGUGCCCCAACAAAGAUUUUUAUGUUACGUUUUACGUAACGUUACUUCAAAAUUAUAUUAGUCAAGUAAAAGCACGUGGUAGUGGUCCAAGAAAUUAUUCAAGUAACUUAAAGUGUAACGGCGGGGACACAACAUCUGAUUUAUA